This is a messenger RNA of Staurois parvus, 428 nucleotides long. NCBI's taxonomy places the organism in Eukaryota, Metazoa, Chordata, Amphibia, Anura, Ranidae. The record is from the annotation of a GenBank genome assembly.
GUGUGGAGAUUAGCUUAGGUGUGAGUUGCUCAUUAACAUUUCUUUUGUUUGCAAGGGUAGGAAAGGUGUCUGGUGGAGGGAGUCAUUAAGGCCACCUGGCAGGGGGUCUUCAUGAGGAAUUUGAGGUGUGAAUGGCUAUUAACAUAUCUUUUGUUUCCAAGGGUGGGAGAGGUCUGAGGUGUGAAUUGGUCAUUACAAUGUGUGACAAGCUUGGUAGGAACAUCCUGUGUUCAGUGUUUUGUCCAUCUGAAUACCUUGAAAACGCUUUGCAUGCAUUUUUCAUGAUGAAAAAAGGCUCUGGGACAGCAUUGGGAACUGGAAUAGUAAAAAAAAAUUUUCAAGAGCUUAUAAAUGCGAUUUGCCACGUUUACAAGCAUUUUGCAUUUGAAAAGGUGAUAAAAUCGACUGCUGAACGCAAGUUUUCUGCG